Messenger RNA from Biomphalaria glabrata, 3199 nucleotides. RefSeq lists its product as uncharacterized. The record is from RefSeq and is a predicted model, not a curated record. Gene Ontology annotation, molecular function: RNA polymerase II transcription regulatory region sequence-specific DNA binding; DNA-binding transcription factor activity, RNA polymerase II-specific. The coding region runs from base 371 to 2470 and encodes 699 amino acids. The transcript is spliced from 5 exons. Gene Ontology annotation, biological process: regulation of transcription by RNA polymerase II. NCBI's taxonomy places the organism in Eukaryota, Metazoa, Mollusca, Gastropoda, Planorbidae.
UUAGCCUCCACAAAGAGGUGGGGCAGGUGAAGGAAGCUUGAAUACACUUUGCGAGUCUCGCAGUAUAUCAUUAUACAGUUGUUUUUUUCACCAUUGUUUUUUUUUUUUAGUUACAGAUCUACAAUGACGUGGAAGAGAGAUUAUAGAUUCCAGUUUUGAUAUUAUCCUUAAAAUGAGAUCAAUGUUGGGCAGAUUUUGUUUGUUGGGCUACUCUUAAAAUGUUUAGUGUAUCGCUGUACCAGUUGAUCGUUGUAAAAAGGUAUUUCUUUUAAAGACUGUAAGCACCGAGCAGGCACCGAGCAGGCAAAACUUGACUUUUUCCUCCUCCAUCUUUCAAGUUGCUGGAUUCUUGAUGUCGCGGUAAUUGGAUAUGGAUUUAUCCAUCAGCGUGCGAGGAGCUCUUGUGACGUCUCCUGCGCCAUUGAUCAGGAACGACGAACGCCCAGCGCAACAUAACGGUGAGCAAGAUAAGUCGGUGAAAAUCACCCUCUUCAGACACUCCAUUGAUAGCAUCUUAGGGGGCGCUGCUCAAAACGGGGGCAGUGAAAAUUGCUGCGAUAGGAGCUGUUUUGGCGGGCUCGCUUCAGUAUGUGAAGUCCGCCCUGGAACUGUCCUCCCCAGCAGCAGCAAGCCGGACACUGUGAAGGAGACAGGCUUAGGUCAAGACAGUGUAACUACUGGUCUCUCAGAAGCAGCAAGAGUCGCUAAUGAAGAGCGUGCCCAUCACGUGAGGUCUGCUGAUCAAGAAACUUUUGAUACGCCCUCAAAUUCCCAUGGUGCAAGUUUUCAUGAGCUAAUUAUAGACAUGGAGUCACGUGAUAUAACAGACGAGAACAACCUGAUCCACGACCUGAGCAAAAGAAACUGCUCUAAUCAAAACAUAUCUCAAUUUUUGCAGUUGAGACAAACCGAUGCAUUGACGUUGUCACUAGGGCAAGAGACCGCAUCGCUUGGAAACAAGAACUACCAUAAAGAUACGCCUGCGGCACUUAGCUUGCGCCGAUGGUCUUCGGACAGUAUUCCAACUGACUUACCAUGUCUUGACCAACUUCGUCGUGGGCCGCAAACAGCAUUCAGGAAAGUUUCGACAAAAACAAUGAACGCGUCUUCGACGACGGAAGAAACCCGCAACAGCACUAAAUCGCCCCUGGAAAACACACUGGCCUGCAACGGCUACUUUUUUGACAGACCUUUAAUUUGCAAAACUGACCAACGCUAUCCCAUAAGUCAAAAAAGUCUAGACAGAGACAGUGACAUAUUUGGUCUGGACUACGUGAAAGAUGCAGACGACAGUAAGUCAGCUGACAGAAGCUUCAGCCACUCCUCUUCUCCGCUAACGGACGAUGCCGACCGAACUGGUAGAAACAUUGAUGAUGACAUCACAAGUAUCAGCUCCCCGAGAGAAGACGAAUCAUUGGCCAAGAGAACGCACGUGACCUCGUCGAAUGAUAGCGCCGCCGUUUGCUUCAAAAAAAGGCGCGUCAGAACUACCUUCACCGCAGAGCAGCUUCACGCCCUAGAGGAAGUCUUCAGCAUCACUCACUAUCCAGAUGCCAAUACGCGGGAAAAUCUGGUGGCCAGAAUCGGUCUUUCAGAAGAGAGAGUACAGAUUUGGUUCCAGAACAGACGCGCCAAAUGGAGAAAACAUUCACGUCUGCGGAAUUUCGGAGGGCUCCAAGACCUGACGGACGCAAACUACGUGCCUGCACCAAGACACCUUCAGAAACUUAGAGACCUGGCAGAGUUGCGGCAAGACGGCAUAAAGUUGAACUCUGAGUCUCCAUUUUUUGUCAAAUCACCACGAGACGACAUAAUGAAUGUCAACUCUGGUCCCCGCUUGCCUUACGGCCUUCACCCUUACUACUCGGCAGCCGUGUUGGGAAUACCGCCUUUUUUGCUGCAGUGCUACUCGCCCUUACUGUACAGCUCAAGGUUUUUUAGUGGAUCCUCUCUAACAGCUGCGUCGCAGGAUAGGUUCUACAGAACUUUGUUAAGCCACGGAUCUGAUGGGACGAGUCAGCUGAAAGAUCACUGGCAAGGUGAAGGUCGGAUGUCAGACGCAGAUACAUUUCGACUUCCUUCGCUUCCCUCAUUGAGGCAUCUGACGAACCCACCAGACGACCAGAUGGGUGUGUCCGUCUUAAAAUCUUUUUUCCAGCCCAAAUCCCCCUGGAUUGCCGACCCCAAAACAGCGGCGAUGAUCGAAACGGAAGAAAGCCGGGAGGGGGUUGGUGAGUCAGGGGCAUCCCCUCUGAGCUACAUAGCUGCAUCUGUGGAGCGCCUGAGCAAAACGCCCAGCUGUGCCACACCUAGCCGAAACUCGGGAGGCGAUUCCGACGUCGCGUCCAGCUCAUCCUUGUCCCCCUCCUCGACGUCUCCUGACGACAAAAUGGACUGGUCCAGAGGUCACAACAGCGAUCAGCAUUCAAAGGAGUUAGUGGACUUGUCUGUAUCUAAACAGACGAGUUAAUGGAAUCGUCUGUAUCUGAACAUACGUGUUAAUGGAAUCUUCUGUAUCUGAACAUACGUGUUAAUGGAAUCGUCUGUAUCUGAACAGACGUGUUAAGUAGCUGGUUUUGGCUAAUGUUAAUAUGCGAUCCAAGACAAAGAUCUAACGUGAAAUCCACUUCUAAGCGAGUACAUUGACUUAAGUGCGUUACAGAUAGUCAUGUCAAUGAAGAUUUUAUUCUACAAGUAAAACAGACUUGUACAUGCAGUUCUACAUUUUAUAUCCUCCUCUGAAGUAGUGCAAAUAAAGUUCUAAAUAGAAACAUUCUUAUUGCUUCGUGGUUGUGUAUAUAUACUGUCAAGUUUGCAUUUUAAGUUGGCGAUUGUUAUUGUUUAACUUCGCAUUUUAUGUUUGCGAUUGUUAUUGUUUAACUUCGCGUUUUAUGUUUGCGAUUGUUAUUGUUUAACUUCGCAUAUUAGGCGCUAGACAUACACCAAAACACUUAGUUGUGCGGAUUGAGAAUGAACUGCAUUGAAAUUCCAGUGAAUCUAAACACACUCAACCUAAGCCUUUAUUAUAGUUGCUAUGUAUCUAAAAAUAUGUGUCUUACUUGAGACCGGUGAUAAACCAACAAAAAAACAACAACAACAACAAAAAACAACAGGGAAACAUAAUGUGAAUAAAGUAGAUGUCAAAAUGAUAAUUAGUUCGUUUUUUUAUGUCUCAUAUAUAUAUGAAUGUUAUAAUCCA